CACAAACACCUGGCAUGUUCAAUGAACCAUCCACUCCUACCGAUCACCAACCAACCGACCCACCGGCGGUGGACUGAUGCCGGUACGGCUAACCUGAAUGCAUCUGGCACACGACAGUUUGUUUUUGUCUUUCUUUCUCUCUCUGCGAUCAUCUGUCUCCUCCACACUCUGUCUCCUUCAUACUCUCGCUGGUCCCCGACAAACAGACCUUGUCAUUCACUGGUUGGCUCUCGCGUGCGCGUGUGUGAGUGUGUGUGUGUGUGUGCCGAGUAGGACCAGUGUCGUGUGUAGCCAUGCAGGUCACAUGUCAUCUCCAUGCCUGGACAGUUCUGCACGCCAGGUUGUGCCAUUGUUUUCCUGCUCCCUCCACCAGCUGAUGUUCUGUUCGUUACACUGUACGGCAGGCAGGCAGGCUGGCUGGCUUUGUUAAUCCACUGAUUGGUUUUUCGAAAAAUAAAAUAAAAAAUUAACAGAGUCGUUGGGAGAAAGGUUGGUUUGGAGAGGCUGCGGAGGUGACCUGACAAAAUCUUGUUUGUUUAUUGGUGUUUGGCUGUCACACGGACUCAGUCAUAUUUGGUGAUAGAGAUUCUCUCUGCAUUGAUGGAUUAGGAAGUGUUUAUAAUUCGGUGAUCUGCACAAGAAUGCUGGACUGAUUUACAAAUAACUAACGCAGGCGGGCAGGCAGUGGAGCAGAGGGAAGGGAAGGGAAGAGAAGAUGAUGGGUGUGGUGUUGUUGUUCCGUUACAGUCACCGGUCACACUCGGCUGGCAGGAAAUAUGGUUAAGUGAAAUUAAGUCACAGGAAGCAAGAUAUUUCAUUGGUGAUGUUCCCGGGGAGCCAGAGUUGUCACAGGGCCAAUGUGAGGACAACACAGUGUGUGUAGCGACACCGGUGAAUCAAAGAUUACCGUGACAGCAUAAUGCCCGACUCCCCUGACUCGAAGGCACUAACACAAACAGCCACAUCGCCGGGUACCCACAACAUGGCCGCCAUGGCUGCUUCUAGACCCAUCUCAACAGGAAGUGCUGUAUCAGGUAUCAACGGCCAACACUCUCCGCUGAGCAGUAUCAAUGGGAGGACCCCGUCGCCACCGUUGAAGAUUAACACGGCUAUUGGGCAGCAGCUACCACCUGCGUGUGGUGCACGACAGCUCAGCAAGUUGAAGCGCUUUCUCACAACGCUGCAACAGUUCGGGUCCGACAUAUCGCCCGAAAUAGGGGACCGUGUUCGCACCCUUGUGCUGGGCCUAGUGAAUUCACAUCUGUCAAUUGAAGAAUUUCAUGCCAAAUUGCAGGAAGCUACAAACUUUCCACUGAGACCCUUUGUGAUUCCAUUUCUCAAGGCCAAUUUGCCACUGCUGCAGCGUGAACUGUUGCACUGUGCACGGAUGGCAAAGCAGACCCCGCAGCAGUUCCUAGCGCACAAUGAGCAUGUGAUCUUCGAUCCCGCCAACUCGCCACUCGAAUCUCAAGACUCCAUUACCUCAGAUCUCAAUGAAAAUGGCAAACGCAGAUCUCCAGAUAGACCUAAAGAAAAUGGCAUCGACUCCCACAUGGAUUCCAUGCAUCCUGCAAAGCGACACCAUCAAAUGAGUCCUUUGGGCAAUACAAGAGUGAGUCCAAAUGGCACUUUGAACAUUAAUGCCGGUGGUCCCAUCAGACUGGAGGACAUCAGUCUAUCGCGAGAGAUCCGAGAACGGGAAAGACUGGAACGAGAGAGGAUAGAGCGGGAACGAUUAGAGCGAGAACGGGAUAGAGACAGGCACUUCUCGGGAUAUGGUUAUUCAAGAUCCGAUUCUUUUGAUCCCCUCGAAAGAUUGGAUGAUGACUGGAGACAUGUAGAAACGAUGUUGAACUGUAUAAUUGGAAUGGUAGACAAGACGAAGCGAGCACUGUCGGUGUUACAGGAGCGAAGUCUGCGCGACCGCGACGAGCUAUCUGUGUGGAUGCGGCGUCAUGCUGAGGGUUUGGACCAAGACGUCAAGAAGCGGACGAGCGACGUCAUGGCAUACACGAUGCGACAGACGGAAGACCGCGUCAAUGAAGUGCGGCGACGAGCAGAAGAGGCUGUGAACGAGGUGAAGCGCCAGGCGAUGUUGGAACUGCAAAAAGCCGUCAGCGCUGCGGAGCAGAAAGCCAACGAAGUGAUCAGCGCAGAGCGAAUGAAGAUGGACAAGACAAUCACUGAGGUGAAGAAACAGUCGAAGGACGAAACUCUGGCCGUGAUCAACCACCAGGAAGAAUCCAGUGAGAGUUGCUGGAACUGUGGUAGAAAAGCCAGUGAGACGUGCAGUGGCUGUAACAUCGCCCGGUACUGUGGCUCAUUCUGCCAGCACAAGGACUGGGAGAGUCACCACCACGUCUGUGGCAAGGGUCAGGUGGCCAGCAUCGCUGAGGCUCGUGACCAGAGAAAAACUGUGAACACGUCGCGAGACCUCCCGUCCAAGUCCGACAGAGACCGGGAUCCAGUCCCGCCUCCACAGAGUCCACAGCAGACUGAGACCAGCGUGGAAAGUCCUGCCCCAUCAUCCAGUGCUGUGGCAGCAUCGGCAACAACUGUGAAGGCACAGCCCGUGUCUCGGUCAAACUCUCCUGAGAAGAUAACUUCUGAUGCUGCUCGUUAAAGAUUUUUUGGGAGAAAAAAAAAUAUUAUCCAGAAAAUAUUCUGGCAAAAUAGGAAUCUUCUGAACAUUUUGUGUUGAGGUCUCACAGAAACAAAUAUUUUGUUGGAAGUUUCUGGUGAAGAGAUUGUUUUUUGAGAAGUUCUGUUGUUGAGACAGGGGAUGAAGAUUACUGAAGGUUCUGAAUUCUGAAUAUUCCAUUUUGUUUGUGACUGAAAUCUAGUCUCUGUAUGUUGUUACGUGGUCAGUGAUUGGCUCUUGAAGAAGGCGGUGGGAGGCUCGGUUAUCAAGACUAUUUUCCUUGAUUUAAGGAUUGACUGAAUAAGUCAAUCGAGGCAGGGUUAGCAAGAUUAGUUUCCCUUGAUUCAAAGGUUGACUGAAAAAGACAAUUUAGGUUAACAAGACUGUUUUCCUUUGAUUAAUGGAUUAAAUGAAACAAGACAAUAUUAUUUCUCUUGAUUCAAGAAUUGAUUGAAAAGGACAAUCAAGGCUGGGUUAAAAAGAUUAUUUCACUUUUGUUUUAAGGAUUGACUGAAAAAGGCAAUCGAGGUUCAGUUAAUAAGAUUAUCUCCUUUGAUGCAAAGAUUCUGAUAAAUCUAGUCUCUUUGUCUGACUGAAGAAGACAAUCAAGGCUCAUCUAAGCAGAAUUAAUUCUGAUUGUGACUUAAUGGUACAGUUCUCUCAAAAUACUCUGUGGUAUCUCUGCUUGCAAAUUCUUGGUUAGAAUAUUAAGUUUUGUAUAUGCAAUGUUUUCUUGGUUGCAUGUAACAAUUCAAAACCCUUCAAAGGAUAUAGCCAUUUAAUUGUUUCCAUAUAAAACUAAAACAUUUUGGGUUGUUGACUUUUGGACAAAUUUGUGAAUGAUUGGAGACUCGGAUAUAAAUUUCAGAGAGAAAAAGAAGCUAUUUCAAGCAAAAAAAUAUAUAGUUUAAGCAAAAGUGCCAUACAGUGUUUGUAAAAGGAACAUGUACCUUUAAAUCUACUAGUAGUCUCUAUUUGUUGAUACUGUAAUAGAUAGAAUCUAGAGGAGAUAAUUAAGACUCGGUUAACAACAAGAUUAUCUCCCUUGAUUCAAGAGUAUGACUAUUUCCCUUGAUUCAAGGGUCUGUGUUGUUAUUUGCCUUGAUUCAAGAGUCUUUAUGAUUUUUUGCCUUUAUUCAAGAGUCUGUAUGAUUAUUUCCCUUGAUUCAAGAGUCUGUGUUGUUAUUUCCCCUGAUUGAAGGGUGUGUUUGGUUUCCUGCCUCAAGCCACGGACUGGUGUCAUCACCACAGGAUAAAACAACUGUCUCUGUAUUUGUAUAUUUUGUAUUGAGCUGUCUAAGCCUUCAGGGUACAAGCAAUGAUCUCAUUAACAUAGUAAUCUCAAAGAAGGAGACUAAUGGUAUAACAGCUCAGUAUUCGAUUGACAAAUGUCAAACGUGAAAACCAUUUUGUGAAUCCAGUUUUUAAUAUUUGAUUGUAAUAUACUCAAAGAGGGGUUCAGUUUUGUAAUGUAAUGAAUGUGUUGAGUUUAGCUGAUAAUAAAAUAAAUCCUAGAUUUGUAUCCCUACCCCCCCCCACCCCCUGACAAAGGCCACUCCCCCAUUUUUGUUUUUUGUUUUUUAAUAGUUCCUCUCCCAAUCUCAACAGCUGGGUGUGUGGUAUUUCCAGUGACCUAAAAUUAUAAAAUAAAAUAAUAAUAUUUCACUACAUGUCUUAAUUUUGAAAAACAAAAAAUUGGAUGAAAAUCUAGCAUUAUUUUAUUACAGUGGCGUAGGGAAGUGCCAAAAAAUGGGAGGGGCCCACACAUAUAAAUAGAUAUAUAUAUAAACCAUCGCAGCUUCAAUUGGAUGAAGAAAAGUAGGGGGCACAUUCCCCCUCCCCCCCCCCCCCCACACCUGCUUCCUAGGCCAGUGUAUUAUGGACUUAUGGGCAAUUUGUUAUUUCAAAGUACUCUUUAAAAAGAUUGCUGAAAAGGGGUUCUUUCAUCCUGCAGUGUACCCCCUUGUACAAUGUAUAUUACUAAGUAGCUGGUACAGAUUCAUAGCACCAUUUGUAGGCUCUGAAAAAACAAACAUUAAGUAAGAAUUUUUCAAUUUUAUUAAUAUUUUCAUUAAAUUUAAAAACAAUUUCUAGUUUAAUUACGUUUUGGAGGUGUUUAUUUCAUUGGAAUUUGGGCUGUUUUAUACUUGAUUAAACAUUUUUAAAUAUGAGAUUAUCGCACAGAGGUCAUGAUUUUCCUCAAGAUUAUUUUGCCUGCAUGCAAAGGUUAUUUCCCCUGAAUCUUAACAGUUAUUUCCCUUGAAUAUAUAAACGUUACUUCCCAUGAACGUCAAGGUUACUGGCCUAUCUCACUUCAUGUAAAGUCGUAUGAACUCUGUAAUGAAUGUACAUUGAAUAGUAAUAUAUUUAUAUUAUCUGUAUAUUUGGCGUGGACAUAUAACUUGUUGAAUGAAAGAGUGAAUGAGAUUCUCUUGUUUUGUGCACGGCCUGUUUUCCAUUAACGCCAUUUCGUGAAUUUAUCCAUACACUGCAUUUAUAUAGUACCUUUUCCAUAUAUGCGAUUCCACGUGGGCAUUCAGCACACUGAAUAAAAAGGUGAUCCAUGAGCUAUUUUUCCGCUCAAUUUUAUCAGCCUUCUGACAUCUAAUGCGUAGAAUUUAUUUUUGGCUUCAAAACACUCUUCAACGAUGUCAAAUUUUGUGUAGAAAUCAGCUUGCGAAAAUUAAGCUAUGGAAAAGGACAUUUCUGCGCAGGGAAAUGUGCAUGAUAAAUGCGUUCAAGGAUAGCAGGCCUAAUACAUUGAUGUGUAGCAUCACUGUCAAUGAAUCAUCUCAUAUUGUUGUUUUCAUAAUAUCAUGCCUGCAUCAUGUGGAAUAAUGCCCAUUUGUUAUUAGAUACUUUGUUAACAACUGUUUUUUGUUAUUGUUAAGUUUGUAGUCUUUUUUUUCCUCUCUCUCUGUUUUUCUUUUAUAACUUUUGUUAAGUCUACACUUGGGUUUUUUAAAAGAUAUUUUGCAGCAUGUGUUUAUUGUGUCUGAUGCCAACAUUACUGUCACAUCUGAUAUGUGUUUUCAGCUGUAGCGUGAAGUAGAAGUAUGGACAUUUUAAUAAAAGAUAAGGCAAAAUAAAAAAAGUUUGCUUGUUGAAAAAAAUAAAAGGUGGGUAUACUGAGUAACUAGAAAAAACAUUUUAUUUUGGAAACUUAUGUUAUUUGGAAAAUUGAUCACAAUGGCACUAAAGUGAUUUUAUGGAGGUAUAAUUUUCUUAGUAAACAUUUGAAAAACAGAUUACGAUCAGCAGGUUAAUAUUAGAGUUGAUUGGAUAACUAGAAACAAGCAAUAUUUUAUGUUACGCCUUGGGAAUAAAAAUGUUAGACCUUUAUAAGCCUAAUUAAUAGAAGCAAAUUUACACAGAAAAUGUCUUAUUUGUAACACUGGCCAGUCAAUGGCAGAUACAGGGUGGGUGAGGUGCACUCCCUUUUUUGAUGGACAUUGUAUACCUGAUUUUGAAAUGUUUGGCCAUAAUUUUCUCAGCAUUAUGGGCUCUGUUGGUAGUAGAAACCAAAUAACUUCCGGCUGGGUCAAAGUUCGAGGUGCACUGAACUUUUGAUAGAGAAGUGAACACCACAAGUCCUGUGAUUGGUUAUAAAUGUGUGUUGGUUGUAAAAAAUAAUAGUUUCAU
Gigantopelta aegis is the source of this 6283-nucleotide messenger RNA. Its product is annotated as protein CBFA2T1-like. Bases 920 to 2623 code for a protein of 567 amino acids. The transcript has 10 exons. Gene Ontology annotation, biological process: DNA-templated transcription; negative regulation of DNA-templated transcription. NCBI's taxonomy places the organism in Eukaryota, Metazoa, Mollusca, Gastropoda, Neomphalida, Peltospiridae. The record is from RefSeq and is a predicted model, not a curated record. Gene Ontology annotation, molecular function: transcription corepressor activity. Gene Ontology annotation, cellular component: nucleus.